GUGGAUCUGCGUACAAUGCUUUUUGUAAUGGGAGUUUGAUAUGAAUUCUGAUCGGUAUGACCGUAUAAAUCGCUACAAAAAAUACAUUUAAAAUAAGAAAAGCGCAGUGACAGCCUCGUCCCUGGACGUGUUGCUAUGUUCCCAGAGCUCAACAGCAUCCUGAAUACCAGCCCCGACCACUUCCCACGGGGGGAGUUCACCCUGGUUUCAGACAGACAGGCAGAUGCCUCCUUCCUCAUUCAUCACUUCCUCUCCUUCUACCUCAGAGCUGGCUGCAAGGUUUGCUUUCUGGGCCUGGUGCAGUCCUUCAGCCACUACAGUGCUGUGAGCCAGAGACUGGGAGUGAACCUGGCCCAGGCUAAGGAGAAGGGCCAGCUGGUGUUCCUUGAGGGGCUCAAAGAGACUCUAAGCAUCCUGUUGCGGGAGAAUCGUAGCUCUGACACAGACACGCUGAGCUUCUUGAGGUCUCCCUGUACUGACCUCCGAGGGCUGUUUGGGUUUGUGCGGGGCUGUGUGCGUGGGGAGCAGGGCCCAUGGGGACCCCCAGUCCUGAUUGUGGACGACCUGAGUGUGAUGCUCAGCCUGGGAGUGAGCGCAGAUGCCCUGCUGGAUUUCAGUCAUUACUGCCAGGCCACAGUCUGCUCAGAGCUGCAGGGUAAUGUGGUGAUGCUGACACGCGGCGAGGACGAGGAGGGAGAGGAUGACGAGGACUUGGGACGGCUGCUGACAGGCCUCGCACACAGCUGUCAUCUCGCGCUCCGGGUGCGAGGCCUGGCUACAGGAUACUGCAAGGACAUCCACGGAGAGGUGGAGCUGUGCUGGCGGGGGGGACGCACCAGUGUCAAUUUCAGUGGGCUGACAGAUCACCGGAGGGUGUACCAAUACAAGAUCCAGGACAAAGGGGUGUCCUUUUUUGCCAGGGGCACUUCCAGCGCUGUCCUUUGAUCUGCGAUACCCCACAACUUGGAUUUGCCCCUGGCACUUCCUGGAAAUGGCCUGUUGAACACCCAGGGGGUGUUCAGCUAUUUACUGUGCAGGUCAAGAAAUCUGAAAGGAUCUCGGGACAAGAAGGACCAUAAUUCACAAGAGAACAGUGUCAUUCAAAUGUGAGAACAAUACUUUAAUAAACAGUUCUGAAGAA
Molecule: messenger RNA, 1141 nt
Organism: Lepisosteus oculatus (spotted gar)
Lineage: Eukaryota; Metazoa; Chordata; Actinopteri; Semionotiformes; Lepisosteidae
Gene: elp6
Product: elongator acetyltransferase complex subunit 6
Biological process (GO): tRNA wobble uridine modification
Cellular component (GO): elongator holoenzyme complex
Source: RefSeq, a predicted model, not a curated record